AUGUGGUUAGGCACAGCACCAGGGUUCACUGCACCUCACUUCCACUCUGUUUAUCCACUCUGGGGGAAAAAAACGAGGGGGAGGAAUGAACGAUGGAUGAAUGAGUGUUCUUUAUUCCCGUUUUUACCCCUCCCCUUUCCUUUGGUUAAAUUGCUUCCUUGCCUUCUCUACCUUUCUCUGCCCCUUUUCUCUCUCAUUUUCUCGUCUUCUUUUCCUUUGGUCUGUGUGCUUUCUCAGAGUUGUACAUGAGAAUCUUUGUCGCCUGCUUGUCUAAACAAGCAAAACGUGCUGCAGGCCGGAGGCCACGUACAGAAAGGAAGGGAAGAAAAGGGAAAAGAAAAGAACAUAGUGGGACUAAAAAGACUAAGAGAGAUAGAGGUGUAGUAGCUUCUGGAGACUUUCCCAUACUUUUUGUGCGGCGCGUGGGCUGAGGGUGCCGGACUGGGAUGGAUGCCAUUAUGCUACAGGAGAAGCUGGUGGAGAAAUUGCUGUGUGCCCGAAGCAGGACUACUCGCCAGAAGGAUAAGCAGUAUGUCGGCUUUGCGACGCUCCCUAACCAGGUCCACAGGAAGUCUGUAAAGAAAGGCUUUGAUUUUACACUCAUGGUAGCAGGUGAAUCUGGCUUGGGCAAGUCUACUCUAGUAAACAGCCUUUUCCUCACAGACCUCUACAAGGACAGAAAACUACUAAAUGCAGAAGAGCGUAUUAAUCAGACAGUGGAGAUCACCAAACACACUGUUGAUAUUGAGGAGAAGGGUGUCAAACUCAAACUCACGAUUGUAGACACACCGGGGUUUGGAGAUGCUGUUAACAAUAAUGAGUGUUGGAAGCCCAUCACCGACUACAUUGAUCAGCAGUUCGAGCAAUAUUUCAGGGAUGAAAGUGGACUCAACAGAAAGAACAUAUUGGAUAAUCGAGUCCACUGCUGCCUUUAUUUCAUACCGCCAUUUGGACAUGGUUUAAGGCCAGUGGAUGUGGAGUUCAUGAAAGCACUGCAUGAGAAGGUGAACAUUAUUCCUCUUAUUGCCAAAGCGGACUGUCUCACUCCAAGUGAGAUAAAGAAGCUAAAAGACCGGGUACGAGAUGAGAUCGAGCACUUUGGAAUUAAAGUGUACCAGUUUCCCGAGUGUGACUCUGAUGAGGAUGAGGAGUUUAAACAGAUGGACAAGGAGCUGAAGGAGUGCACUCCCUUUGCUGUUAUUGGUAGUAACACAGUGGUCGAAGCAAGAGGUCAAAGAGUGCGAGGUCGCCUUUACCCUUGGGGUAUUGUCGAAGUGGAGAACCAGGCCCACUGUGACUUUGUGAAGUUGAGGAACAUGCUGAUUCGCUCUCACAUGCACGACCUGAAAGAUGUUACUUGUGAUGUACACUACGAGAACUACAGAGCCCAGUGUAUACAGGAGAUGACCAGUAAACUUGCACAGGACAACCGCGUGGACAGUCCUAUUCCUAUUCUGCCAUUGCCCACUCCGGACGCGGAAACAGAGCGACUUAUCAAGAUGAAGGAUGAAGAGCUAAAAAGAAUGCAGGAGAUGCUGCAGAAGAUGCAACAGCAGAUGCACGAAAAAGACCAGUGAUGAUCACACACAAACAUGCACUUGUAGAGUAAAAUCACUUCACAUCUCAUACUAUAUUCUAUCACAUACGUGAUAACAAAUGACAUGUACGUAUUCUUAUUAUGGCAGAUCCUACAGACAGUGAUGCUCUCGCUGCCAACUUAUACUGUAUAUUUGCAGAACAGUUUGCUUGGUGCUUUGGAGCUCUUGCCUACCGAGUACAAAUGUGAAGCAUCUGUUUAAUAUGUCUUGUGUUUAUGGCUGUGUGAGUAUAGCUAACAUGGAUAUUAUAUAUAAUUAAUUUAAAUGAAACCUACAUUUAGAUGUAUCUAAUUUAUAUGUUUUGAAUUUUUAAUGCUUAGCUAGAAUGUGCAUCAGUUGUUUUGUAAUGCCAUUUUAGCCUGUUGGUUUGAAUCUGGGCUCUGGCUGUCGUGUGUGUGCGCGUGUGUGUAAGGAUGAAUGUGUAUUUGAAAGUAUACUUUUUCCUUAACUGCAGACGAGGAUUUUUUUAUAGUGCUCGCUCUCGGUGAGUGUGGAGUUUCGAUGCAGGUUACUGUUAUAAAUAAAUAUGCUUAAUUCAGA
Silurus meridionalis is the source of this 2138-nucleotide messenger RNA. It is a transcript of the gene septin5a, whose product is annotated as septin 5a. Gene Ontology annotation, cellular component: septin complex; synaptic vesicle; septin ring. The record is from RefSeq and is a predicted model, not a curated record. The transcript has 11 exons. Gene Ontology annotation, biological process: cytoskeleton-dependent cytokinesis; regulation of exocytosis. Bases 447 to 1577 code for a protein of 376 amino acids. Gene Ontology annotation, molecular function: GTPase activity; GTP binding; molecular adaptor activity. Lineage: Eukaryota; Metazoa; Chordata; Actinopteri; Siluriformes; Siluridae.